GGCUGCACUUCAGGACCCUCCCCGUUUGGAUGCGGCGCUGCGCGUUUUCUUUCCUCCUCGCACUCUUCUGAAUGUUUACUCGGCUUCAAGAUCUUUACAAGUGUGUGAACUAUUAUCAACAAACGACCUUUUUCUUCUGGGGAGUCUGUUAUUAAGUAAAACAUCGAAGAGAACUGAGGGUUCGGGUAUUUCUCCGCCGGCAAGGAUCAUGCCGACUCUGCAGAGCUCUGCAGUCCUGCUGCUUUUCUGCUUCCUGAUCGGUCUGAGCUGCUCCCUGAACCCAAGAGACCCCAAUGUGUGCAGCCUGUGGGAGAGCUUCACCACCUCAGUCAAAGAGUCCUACUCUCAUCCGUACGACCAUGUGACCGAGGAGCCCUGCUCGGACCCUCGGACCUCCUACAGAUGUCUGCGCCACAGGAUCACCUACAAAACAGCCUACAGGCAGGCGGUGAAGACGGACUACCGCAAGAGGUACCAGUGCUGUCCAGGCUACUACGAGAGCGGAGACAAAUGUGUCCCUCGCUGCACCAAGGAGUGUGUCCACGGCCGGUGUGUCGCUCCGGAUCGCUGCCAGUGCGAAGGCGGCUGGCGAGGCGACGACUGUUCCAGCGCCUGUGACGACAAACACUGGGGCCUCGGCUGCAGCCAGCAGUGUAAGUGUGAGAACGGAGCUCUGUGCGACCCGGUGAAGGGAGCAUGUCAGUGUCCUCCGGGCUUCAUUGGACGCCACUGUGAAGACGCCUGUCCAGCAGGAACCUUUGGGAAGGGCUGCCUGCAGAGGUGCAAGUGUGGGACCGGAGGAUCCUGCGACAAGGCAACAGGAGAGUGUGUGUGUCGGGACGGAUUCAGUGGGACUUUCUGUGAGAAGGCUUGUUCGAGGAAAUGCCAGGCGAGGUGCCCCUGCCAGAAUGGUGGCAUCUGUAGGGGCAAAGGGAUCUGCGCCUGCCCCCCCGGCUGGAUGGGUGCAGUCUGCACAGAGCGAUGUCCGGAGGGAAGGUUCGGGCCCAACUGUGCCGAGGAGUGCCUCUGCCACAACAGUGGAAAAUGUGACCCUGAAACCGGACAGUGCAAGUGUGCUAAAGGUUUCACUGGGAACAGGUGUAAUGAGGAGUGUGCUGCAGGAACUUAUGGUCAGGACUGUAAAGGCGUGUGCGACUGUGCUAACGGCGCUCGCUGCUACAACAUCGACGGAGGCUGCCUGUGUGAGCCGGGCUUCAGCGGGCCACACUGCAGGGAUCGCAUGUGUUCACCCGGAAAAUACGGCAUGCACUGUGAACGCACAUGUCUCUGUCUGGACACACACACACUCAGCUGCCACCCAAUGAAAGGAGAGUGCACGUGCCAGCCGGGGUGGGCGGGGCUUUACUGCAACGAGACCUGCGCUCAUGGUUUCUACGGUCACGGCUGUCUGGAGCCUUGUCUUUGUGUGAACGGAGGCGUGUGCGACAGUGCCACCGGGCGAUGCCAGUGCGCUCCAGGCUUCACGGGCGUUCACUGUGAGAGUCCCUGUAAAAGUGGCACCUAUGGAAAGAACUGCUCCCUGGAGUGCUCUUGUAAGAACUUUGUCGACUGCUCACCGGUCGAUGGGACUUGUUUCUGCAAAGAAGGCUGGCGAGGCCUGGACUGCUCCACCCCCUGCUCCGAGGGAACCUGGGGCCCAGGAUGCAACGCCACCUGCCACUGCGCCAACGGGGCAAAAUGCAACCCUGCAGAUGGAUCCUGCAGCUGCACGGCCGGCUGGCAGGGGGCGCACUGCGACCAACCAUGCCCGAUGGGCACGUUUGGGCCUGGCUGCCUGAAGAGGUGCGACUGUGUUCAUGCCGACGGCUGCCAAGCUGCCACCGGGGAGUGUCGCUGUCUGCCAGGCUGGUGGGGUCCGCGCUGCAGCGAGCCGUGUUCGGACGGCCUGUGGGGGCGCCACUGCAACCAGACCUGCUUCAAGCAUUGUCCCAACAGCGACACGUGUUUGAGGGAAACUGGAGCUUGUGUUUGUCGUCCAGGUUUCUGGGGAGUCACCUGUCAGAACAAAUGCAGAGCGGGUAUGUACGGCGACCAGUGCAGCUCGUCCUGCGCCUCCUGCGGUCAGUCGUACCGCUGCCACCAUGUGACAGGAGAGUGUGACUGCCUGCCCGGAUACAUCGGACCCAACUGCGACCAAGUUUGUCCUGCUGGCUACUACGGCAAACAGUGUUCUGAAGUGUGCGUUAAAUGUGCCAACAACUCCACAUGCAACCACCGGGACGGUCACUGUGAAUGUUUGCCCGGCUGGACGGCGACCGACUGCUCCAUACCCUGCAGUUCAGGACGCUUCGGUCCGUUCUGUGCUCAGACCUGCUCCUGUCCAGCCAACGUCCUCUGUGACCGAUUUACUGGAGACUGUUUGUGUGAAAAUGGAGGAGACGAUUGCAAGCAAGACUCGGCGGAGCAGGCGGGGAGCGUCAUGGUUCCUCUUCCCCCCGGGGAGAGGGAGUCGUGGGGGGCCAUCAGCGGCAUCGUGGUUCUGGUCCUCCUGGUGGUCCUGCUGCUGGCUCUGCUGCUGCUCUACCGCCGCCGGCAGAAGGACAAACAGAACAACACGCCCACCGUCUCCUUCUCCACCAGCCGCACAGUCAACUCUGAAUACGCCGUCCCAGAUGUUCCUCACAGUUACCACCACUACUACUCCAACCCCAGCUACCACACGCUGAGCCAGAACAGGCCUCCGCUGCCGCACCUCCCCAACAACCACGACCGCACCAUCAAGAACACCAACAACCAGCUGUUCUGCAGCGUCAAGAACGCCGAGCGGGAGCGUCGAGGUCUGUUCGGAGUCGAGACCAACGCCACGCUGCCUGCAGACUGGAAGCACCACGAGCCCCGCAAAGACUCCGGAGCGUUUGGCAUCGACAGGAGCUACAGCUACAGCGCCAGCCUCGGAAAAUAUUACAACAAAGAGCUGAAGGACUCGGUGGCGGUGAGCAGCAGCUCUCUGAACAGCGAGAAUCCUUACGCCACCAUCAAAGACCUGCCCGGCCUGCCCUUCUGCCCCCCGGAGAGCAGCUACAUGGAGAUGAAGUCGGCCGUGCCCAGAGAGCGAGCGUACACCGAGAUCAGCGCACCGCCGCCGUUCAACACCGGCACCUUACGCAGAGAGCGUCAGAGCUCCCUCGGCCACGGUCCCCACGACGACCCCCAGAGCCACUACGACCUCCCCGUGAACAGCCACAUCCCGGGACACUACGACCUGCCGCCGGUCCGCCGCCCCCCCUCCCCCAGGAGAGCUCCUCUGUGACAGUCACAGCAGACUUUAGCCUCCUCCUCACUUCGGGGAUGAUGAAGAAAGACUCCUAUCUGACAGCAGGAGCUGCAGACCACCCGCAGAGCAGCGGCCAGGCGUCCAAACUAGCGUUUACUGUGGAUGCCCUCCUUUUAACUCGACACUGCCUCCCUGAGGGCCUAAAGUGGUACUUCCUUCACCGUGGCAGACCUGCCAUCCAGACAGAGGAGCCAGCAGGCUGCAGGGCUUCAGCUGCUUCCCCCUCCCAUGGGAAAAACACACCAGAGGACUUCACAAGCAGCGACUUGGGAAUGUGUUUGCAUCUAAACAUGCUGAAAUUUUUAGUUUUCCACACAUUUUCCCCCGCUUCUGAUCAGCUGGUAUUCCUGUUUAAAGGGCCCUUUUUGUCAGAAUUUGAAUUUUCUUCCGUCUUCAUCACCAGCGAUGAGCAAUGCAGGAAUUAUUUUGUUUAACUUUGCAUUUUAAAUUCAGGUAAAUGACAUUUUCAAAUCCGUUUCUUACCAGACAGCUUUGGAUGAACUGAUCACAGCUGGACUUCCCUGUGAUUAGCUGCUUGAAAACUUAACAUUGUCCCCUGAUGUAUUUUAUGUCGUGAAAUAGUGCAAAAAGUGCCUUUGUUUAAGUCUGUUUCUGUUUUUUUUAACCAUCUGAAGCUAAAAUGUGCAGCAUUUUACAAUAAUUCACGCCUUUGUUGUUUCCAAACGUGGCAUUUAGGGAAUGAAACAUCUUCCUUGUUUACUUAAAGAAAUGCAACUUAUUGCCACUGUCAGAAACUUUGUAAAUAUAGAAAUAAAUAUAUUGUUUGCCUCACAGUAAUGUAGAACAGCCCUACUUUCAGAUGAACAUGUUGUUAAGGGGUUUAUGGGACUGAAGAUAAUUUACAUGUGCUCAUUAAUAGAUGUACACAGGUCAGUGUGAGAACAAACGCUGACCCUGCUGUGAAUAAUCCAUCAACAAGCCAAAUCAAAGCAGCAUUAUGAAUGUCAGCAGUGUCCUACAGCUUUUUAAAAACUUUGCAUGAUAUUUAAAGGGCCACUUCACCCAAAACACAUAAAGCUGAAUUUUCACUUCACAGGGUGCUCCACUGAUCUGGCAUCGCGAUUCUAGUCAGAAAGAAAAGUGUCAUCUUCUUGAAUACUGGUGCCUACAUUACCCAUAAUGCACCUUUAUGUCAGGUGCAAAUGAAUUUUGCAACAUGGCAAAGGUGUGAUCUGCCUGACGUCACCUCUUCUUGGCUUACCCUAAAACUCUUACCUAAACUCUAAUCAAUCUCCUGGCAUCCUCGUUUAUCGACCAAUCAACUAGCACUAUUCUCAUAACUGUAUGAUAUAAAGAUAAAUGGCAGAAAAUAAGACAAAUUAUCUGAGAAAUGUGCUGGUGAUGCCAUUUCUAAAUAGAGUCUGCAUAGUCGUACCUGCCCGCCCUCGAACAAAGCAAUCCAAAUGGCAUCCUUUCUAUUUUAUUUUGAGAUAUACUACUUCAUUGUAAUCUUGUGCCUUAAUCUUUGUCUUGUUCAUGUAUCCAUUGUAGACUGUAGUGCAAAAUGAGCUGUUUUCAUCUAUCUGUGCAUUCUCAGCUGCUCAGUAUUGUUUAUACUCAUUAUGAUUUAUCUGCACAGAGGACUGUGGCUCAGAAUGGCCAGAAAAGCAUGCUGGCUUGCCAAACUGCAGCAUGCAAGUGGAUAUAGUCUGUAUAGUUGGCAUGAAUGAGGAAAUUAGCUACACCAAAAGUUUUUUUUUUUUUUUUUUUUACAAAGCUCUAAAAAUGUUUAUUUUUGAUGAAAAAAUAGUCAUUUUUACAUGAAGGUUUAUGGGGGUUGACUAACUUUUGGAAUCAGCCUCAAGUGGACAUUCGAGGAACUGCCUUUUUUGAACUUUCUAACUUUUCAGCCUCCAAGGUUGAUGCCUGGCAUUACCAGUCUAUGAGUUAAAACUAGCAAUUACUAACCAUGAUUAUCUAGGAAAUGAUAAACAUGGCGGAUGUAUUUAAGUAGGAACAAAACAGUUCCUACAUUGAACUGCUCAAAACAACAUUUGUGGAUUCGUUUGAGUAACCAGCUCAUGAUUUUUGCUGCGACACUGCUGAUGAGUUUCUGAAAUGUCUUUUUUAUUUUUUUGCCGCACGACAAGCCAAGUGCCAACUAGUUCAAUUAUGAAGUGUUAUCAAAAAGUCUGUGCCUGUAUUUAAAUUUGGCCACCAUCUCUGUCGGAACCGGUCUCCUUGUGUAGUGAUACACCGCUCCAAGGGCUCCUGCAACACUUGUAAGACUCUGGUUGGUACAAGAUGAUAGCGUCCAUUUUUAUCAUAAUUUGACUUCAUUUUUGGACAACAGCAUCUUUAUAUAGUCUGAUGUGUCUACAGUUCUGUCAGAGAUUUAAAAAUCACAUCAUCAAAAUAUUCACAGUGCAAUAUUCCAACUGCAGGAGGUGCAAUUUGAUGAAGGUAAAAUGUUCAUCCUCUUAUAAAUUAAGCAGUUGUGCUGCUACAGAGAUGCCCUGACUUAUUAAUUUAAACAUAAGGGAACAUGCAGCAACAAACAUUGUUUUAAUGGGGGGAAAAAAUGGAAAAACUAGCAUUCCCAUUCAAAUUGUGACUUAUGUUGCAUUAUUUUUUGUGCAUAUUAUUCACAUUCCACGUGUUUUUACACAACAUUUUUAUGCACAUGCAGUCAUACCUUCUAGUUUUUGAGAUGUUUUCCUCCACCCUGAUUCACCAGUAAUAUAAUAUGGCUAAACUGAGUUUUUAAUUGGCUGAUGGGUCAUUUUAUAAAGCAUCACAGUCAGUUUCAUUCGCUGCAAAAAGUUUGGGAGAAAACUAAAGUUGAGUGUUGGCUUUACAUAAUUUUAGAAAUGCUGUAAGAGAUGUGUUUUGUAAAAAAUAUCAACCAGCGAAGCUCUUGAACCUGCCAAUUAGAAAACAGAAACCAGACAGAAUGUACAUUGUGCUUUAAGUGCUUUGAUGUUGUUGUUUUUAACAUAUGUCCAUAUAUUUUUGAAUGUAACCAUGGGAACAUGUAUAUAAUGUAAAUAAAAAUGUCUGCACCUUUUCAUCCUUAA
This is a messenger RNA of Amphiprion ocellaris (clown anemonefish), 6333 nucleotides long. It is a transcript of the gene pear1, whose product is annotated as platelet endothelial aggregation receptor 1. NCBI's taxonomy places the organism in Eukaryota, Metazoa, Chordata, Actinopteri, Pomacentridae. Gene Ontology annotation, molecular function: protein binding. Bases 209 to 3271 code for a protein of 1020 amino acids. Gene Ontology annotation, cellular component: membrane. The transcript has 23 exons. The record is from RefSeq and is a predicted model, not a curated record.